Messenger RNA from Plasmodium reichenowi, 597 nucleotides. Its product is annotated as superoxide dismutase [Fe], putative. The record is from RefSeq and is a predicted model, not a curated record. NCBI's taxonomy places the organism in Eukaryota, Apicomplexa, Aconoidasida, Haemosporida, Plasmodiidae. The transcript has a single exon. Gene Ontology annotation, molecular function: metal ion binding; superoxide dismutase activity. Bases 1 to 597 code for a protein of 198 amino acids. Gene Ontology annotation, biological process: superoxide metabolic process.
AUGGUUAUUACAUUGCCCAAAUUAAAGUACGCAUUAAAUGCAUUAUCACCCCAUAUAAGUGAAGAGACCUUAAAUUUCCAUUAUAAUAAACAUCAUGCAGGAUACGUAAAUAAAUUAAAUACCUUAAUUAAGGACACACCAUUUGCUGAAAAAUCUUUAUUAGAUAUAGUAAAAGAAUCAUCAGGAGCUAUUUUUAACAACGCUGCUCAAAUAUGGAACCAUACUUUUUACUGGGAUUCUAUGGGACCUGAUUGUGGUGGUGAACCUCAUGGAGAAAUUAAGGAAAAAAUUCAAGAAGAUUUUGGAUCUUUCAACAAUUUCAAAGAACAAUUUUCCAAUAUAUUAUGUGGUCAUUUUGGUUCCGGUUGGGGAUGGUUAGCUUUAAAUAAUAAUAACAAAUUAGUUAUAUUACAAACACAUGAUGCUGGUAAUCCAAUUAAGGAUAAUACAGGUAUUCCAAUAUUAACAUGUGAUAUAUGGGAACAUGCUUAUUAUAUUGAUUACAGAAAUGACAGAGCAUCAUAUGUUAAGGCUUGGUGGAACCUAGUAAAUUGGAACUUUGCAAAUGAAAACUUAAAAAAAGCUAUGCAAAAGUAA